CAUUACGUAUUUCUAGAAUGCAAGAAGGGUUUCUACGGUAGGAAUUGUAGUCUUCCAUGUGGACAUUGUGGAAACAAAACAACAUGUGAUCACGUGACAGGUUUUUGUCCUUCCGGUUUCUGUGAUCCAGGUUGGAUACAUUCUAGCGAUCGAAGAUGCAAUCAAGCAUGUGAAGAGGGGGCAUAUGGUAAGAAUUGUAUUUCUACCUGUGGACAUUGCGCCAAUAAAGCAACCUGUCACCCCGUAAAUGGUUCUUGUCCUGAUGGGAACUGUGCACCAGGGUGGAAGCGCAGCAAAGACAGGAAAUGUAACGAAGUCUGCGAUCCCGGUUGGUAUGGUAGCGAAUGUAGAAAACAAUGUGGUUACUGCAGAGGUAACAAAUCAUGCCAUCACGUGACCGGAUCCUGUUCUGGAUUAUGUGAACCUGGAUAUCUCGGAGACAAAUGUGAAAAUAGCGUAUUUUCUAAACAUCUAGCAAAUCAUCGUAAAAUGAUUAAGUUAAUGAGAGAAUUACUUUUCGAUAAGAGACGCAGAGUUGAACUAAAGGAAAAUUGUGCGUCUCCCACUGCCUUUUGAAAAUAAAAACAUACUUUUUCAAACAAGACUUUUUAAUGACU
Messenger RNA from Saccostrea cuccullata (small rock oyster), 617 nucleotides. RefSeq names its product multiple epidermal growth factor-like domains protein 11. NCBI's taxonomy places the organism in Eukaryota, Metazoa, Mollusca, Bivalvia, Ostreida, Ostreidae. Gene Ontology annotation, molecular function: scavenger receptor activity. The record is from RefSeq and is a predicted model, not a curated record. The transcript has 3 exons. The annotation marks the transcript as partial.